UGGGAGGGGCCAUGGGGUUUAAAAGAGGCCCGCUUUGGACUCUCUCGAGUAUUGUCUGGCUUACAAAGAAGGUGACUCUCAGAGCAGUGUUUUUCCAAAUACCACCGUUUUUCUUUCCCUAUUGUGAGUACAAGUCAUUGUGGACUUGUGCUGUGCCAAAAUUGUGUUUGAAAAUUUGUAAAUAGUAUUUGGAUUUCUUUUUUGCACUAUUUUGUAAAUUUUCACACUUCUCUUUUGGGAGGCCGGCAAACCAAUACAAUUCCACCAAUAUUGAAUUUUUCCGAUUACGCCUGUGUUUUAUGCAAAGAAUCUUGUUUUAAGGUCCACUGCACCUGAUCCAAUCCCUGGCUUAUUUUCCUGGAACUUCUAAGUGUACCUCUCUCGGAGGAUGUUUCCAUCGAUUACCAUGGCCCUCGUGCUGCACUCUGGAAAGCCCUACCUGGAUUGAACCCCUAUCUAGUUGGCCUUAUUGGGACAAUUAUGGAUGCCAGCCGCCACAAAACAAAACAGAAGAAGAAGAAGUCACCUCUCUGUGUGUCAGCUGGAGACCUCUUUAAAUGUGGAUGAAACCUGCCUCUGAGCCCACCUGAGUGACACCAAACUCCACCACCAUGCAUCUCUGGAGUGCUGAGGUGGUACCACACCCACUCCAGACACACUAACCUCGGCCACGGUCCCCCUGAUGGCCUCCCAGCCUCGCCAAGCCUCAGCUCACUCAGUGCUCAGUGCACCCUUCACCCAUCGCUGUGAUGAAGACCGCCAGCCGCGCCCAGCCCCGCAGCAGUCCUCCAUUAGUUCAGAUGAGGCGCUACACACCUGGCGUGUAUCCUUUCCUGUUCCCCUCUAUCAUCAGCUCCCUGCCACAGCUCCCGCCUCCACCCUCACCGCACAGGUUGCAGAUCCAGCAGCCAUCCAGCAGCGGCAGCACACCUUCUCCUGUUGCCAUUGAAACACAGAGCACCAGUUCUGAGGAGCUCGUCCCCAGCCCACCAUCCCCGCCGCCCCCUCCCAGAGUCUACAAACCCUGCUUCGUCUGCCAGGACAAGUCCUCCGGAUAUCACUAUGGUGUCAGUGCUUGUGAAGGCUGCAAGGGUUUUUUCCGCAGAAGCAUCCAGAAGAACAUGGUGUACACGUGUCACCGGGACAAGAACUGCAUUAUCAACAAGGUGACGAGGAACCGCUGUCAGUACUGCCGCCUCCAGAAAUGCUUCGGAGUGGGGAUGUCCAAAGAGUCUGUUCGAAAUGACCGGAAUAAGAAGAAGAAGGAGAGCCCGAAGCCGGAGCUGGCAGAGAGCUACGAGCUGACAGCAGAGCUGGAGACCAUCAUUGAAAAGAUUCGUAAAGCCCAUCAAGAAACCUUCCCCUCCCUCUGCCAGCUUGGCAAAUACACCACGAACUCGAGUGCAGACCACCGUGUGAGGCUGGACCUGGGCCUGUGGGACAAGUUCAGCGAGCUGGCCACUAAGUGCAUUAUCAAGAUCGUGGAAUUUGCCAAACGAGUGCCUGGCUUCACGGGGCUGACCAUCGCGGACCAGAUCACGCUCCUGAAAGCUGCCUGCCUGGACAUUCUGAUUCUGCGCAUCUGUACGAGGUACACCCCCGACCAGGACACCAUGACUUUCUCCGACGGGCUGACCCUCAACCGGACGCAGAUGCACAACGCUGGCUUCGGCCCGCUCACCGACUUGGUGUUCACGUUUGCCAACCAGCUGCUGCCCAUCGAGAUGGACGACACGGAGACAGGCCUCCUCAGCGCCAUCUGUCUCAUCUCCGGAGACCGUCAGGACCUAGAGGAGCCCUCGAAGGUGGAUCAGCUUCAGGAGCCGCUCCUGGAGGCUCUGAAGAUCUAUGUGAGGAAGCGUCGGCCCAGCAAACCCCACAUGUUCCCCAAAACCCUGAUGAAAAUCACAGACCUGCGUAGCAUCAGUGCGAAAGGAGCAGAGCGUGUCAUAUCUUUGAAGAUGGAGAUCCCGGGCUCCAUGCCACCACUCAUCCAAGAGAUGCUGGAGAACUCAGAGGGACAGGACGGCCAGAGCAGCAGCAGCAGUGGAAGUGGUAGCAGCAAGAGUGGUGGCAGCAGCAGUGGUAGCAGCAGUGGCAGCAGCAGUGGCAGCAGCACCAGUGGAAGUGGUAGCAGCAAGAGUGGUGGCAGCAAGAGUGGUGGCAGCAAGAGUGGUGGCAGCAAGAGUGGUGGCAGCAGCAGUGGUAGUAGCAGUGGCAGCGGUGGCAGCAGCAGCAGUGGAAGCAGCAGUGGUGGCAGCGGCAGUGGUGGCAGCAGCAGCGAGUCACCUGAGUCUUUGGACACAGAGGGGGCCACAGCCACACCACCCAGCGAUGAGCCCUAG
Molecule: messenger RNA, 2345 nt
Organism: Notolabrus celidotus (New Zealand spotty)
Lineage: Eukaryota; Metazoa; Chordata; Actinopteri; Labriformes; Labridae
Product: retinoic acid receptor beta-like
Exons: 12
Coding region: 750-2345 (531 amino acids)
Biological process (GO): regulation of transcription by RNA polymerase II; retinoic acid receptor signaling pathway; cellular response to corticotropin-releasing hormone stimulus
Cellular component (GO): transcription regulator complex; nucleus
Molecular function (GO): nuclear glucocorticoid receptor binding; RNA polymerase II cis-regulatory region sequence-specific DNA binding; zinc ion binding
Source: RefSeq, a predicted model, not a curated record